GUUUUUGCCUGUGUGUAUAUAUGUGUAAUAUUGACACUAUUUGUCAGUUUGUUUAUUCUGGCACUGCUGGCACCAUUUUUAGGAAGCAGUCCCAAAUAAGGAUUAUAAAGACCCGGUGGUUAAAAAGUAUAAAACCUGCUGAUGAGCAGGAGAAAGUUUUAGUAAAGAAGACAGACGGUGCAAUGACUUGCUACAUUUGGAUUCCCAUGCUGCUCUCAUGUAUGUUUACUGCCUCUGACAACAGACAUGUUCCUCAGGACACGGCCAAUUUGACUAGUUAUUCAGGAAAUGUGGACAUCCUUUCAAAGCUCCCAAUAAAACUGCCAGAGGGAUUUGACCCUAGGAAUAUAGAAGUACAUUCAUAUACUAUAAAAACCUGUGUCGGUAUGAAGGAAGAGUUGGCGUCGCUAAACACGCAACUUCAGGAGAAAACUGCCCACGCUCACCAACUAAAUGAGGUCGCCUUUGGGUUAAAGAGGGACGUCAGACUGCUGAAAAUGCAGCUCGACACAUGCAGUUCCACAGCCUCGGCAGUCACUGGCUCUUAUCAAACCCAACUGAACAACAAAAUGAAACAACUGCUACAGACGUUCGACAGUGAUACGUUUCUGAUUCUGCAAAUCAUUUCUCUGAGCAGUGAGGUGACAGUAUUACAGAGGAAGAUCAAGCUUGCAGCUAAUUCUACCCAAACUCAAAUCACAUUGCUACAGAAUGAGCUGCAGGAAAAGAUCAAUGAACUGAAUAAUAAGAAGCAGGAAAUUGAAGGAAGGCACACAAACUCAGGACUGAUUGUUGAGAUCGUCUCACUACAAAAUCAGAUCUGGGAUUUACAGCAGGAACAGUCAACAGGAGGAGAAACUGGAGUCCAGCAGCACAAGAGAAUUACGGAUCUACAAAAUGAACUGGACAGGAAGAUCGGGGAGCUGCGAAGAGGAGGAGACGCCAGCUCUGCACUGCUGGAACUGAUUUCUGUGCACAGCAAGACUGCAACGAUACAGAAGCACAUCAGUGUCCAGAUUCAGAAAUCUAGACGUGAUCAUGUUGAUUACCAAAAACAGUUGAGGCAAAAAACGGAUCUCCUUAAAAGGAUGAUUUUUCGCUUGAAUCGUGAAGAGAAUAACACAGCACUUACCAGUGAAAUUUUGACUCUGCAGAUUGAAGUGGAGCAACUCAGACAAUUCAUGUUAAAUGCUAGAAAGAUAACUGAUUCCCAAGUUAAAGAGCUGAGAGGUGUUUUGGAGGAAGAGACAAAAAAGCAAGACAUCUUACAAAAACAAUUAGAGGAAACAGAGUAUGUGCAGUCACAAAUGAUCAUUAAGAUCAUCAACAUAAUGAAAGAGUUGAGAGAGUUGCGGGAGAAUGAGCCACUGCAGACAACAUCUACAAGCAAACCCACCACUCCUCAGACUCUCUCUCAGGACAAAACGCAACAAGACGCCACUGCAGAGGAGGUAAAGACUGAAUUUAACCAGAAGAUCAAAGAACUCAACAGAACUGGAGACGCCACAGCAGCACUCAUUCUGAACGUGAUAAACCUACACAAUGAGCUGAGGACUCUGAGGGUUCUGAUCGCUGCUACAAACGAUCCACAGAGGAUUGCAGAGCUGCAGAGGCAACUGGAAGAGAAACAAGAAGAAAUAAACUCUGGAACUGCAAAUAUACACAGACUGGUCACAUAUCCCAAAACAUUUUUAGCAAUCAUUAAGCUACAGAAUGAAAUCUUGGACCUUCAGCAAAAUCCUAUUAAUGAGACUACAAGUUACCAAGUUAAAAAGUUGCAGGCCAGAUUGGACGGUUUUAUCAGCGAAGUAGAUGACAAAGACAACGAAAACACAAAACUGAUGCUGAAAGUUGUGACACUGCAGAGUCAGGUGGAGCAGCUGCAGAAACUGCUGUCAGAAGCCCAGGUGUUACAAGUCACUCAGGUAAACGAGCUCAGAGAUGAUCUGGCAACAAAGAAGAAAGAACUGCAGGAAUAUGUCAACGAGCUCCAUGAGAAGAACCAGACAAAUGCGCGGCUGAUUCUGUCAGUCACUGAUCUGCACAACCAGCUCAGAAAACACGAAGCAGAGCAACUCAAUAACAAAGCAACGUUCUUAUUAAGAAUUAAUGAACUGAGGGAACAACUGAAGGAGAAAGUGGAGGAGCACCAGCGUGAUCAGGAUAAGAUCCAAACUCUGGAGAGUAAGCUGAACCGUACAGAGCUGCAGUGUUCCAAUUUUGAGCAGAAAAUUAAAGAUGUGCAGAAUGACCUGGACGACAAACUAAAGGAACUGCAGUCGGACAGCGUCACUUCACUUGCUCUUCAGAUUUCUACGUUAACGCAGCACCAGGAAGAGUUGAAGAGACAACUGGAAAACACAGAGUCCACAGCAAAGAUAAAAGAGCUUCAAAAACAAUUGGAAGAGAAGAAAAAUGAGUUAGAGAAAAAAACAGAGGAGCUGAAAACAAGAAGUGCUCAAUCCCAAAGAUUUCUAGAGAUCAUCGUAGUUCAAACAGAGAUCGAGAGAUUUGCAAAAAACGCAGUAAACAACACAGAUUACAAUCGGAUUAAAACACUUCAAGGCCAACUGAAUCAGCUGGUUGACGAGAUUCAAGAUGAAAACAAUGAAAAUACCAAACUGGUGUUCCAAAUUUUGAUUGCUCAAGAAGAAGUAGCCAGACUGAAGAGGCAAGAAGAGAGUCAGGCAGAAGCUCCAUUACAGAAAAUAAAAGACCUGGAGAAUGAACUGGAGGACGUCAGAACCCAGAUUAGAGAGAAGACUCUGGCUCUGGACUCGAGUGAUUUUAGGAUUGCAAAUAUGACGGCUCAUAUUAUGGAACUUCAUCAGAAAAUUAAGCCACUGGAAGAUGAAAUAUCACAACUCAAACAUACAAAUACUGAGGCCCGUGCAGAGCUUCACAGGAGACUGAAUAUUGCUGCGAGGCAACUGCAAGACAGUGAACUUCGACUCAAACAGGCUGAUGAAAAGACUUUUAACUUAGUAAUGGAGGUCGCUGAUCUGCAGGAAAAACUGAAAAAGACUCAGGCAGAGGCAUCCAACGCUGCUAGGAAAAACAUCAUCGAUAUGGAGCAACACGCUGAAGUACAACAAAAAGAGAGAAGAAAACUUGAAAACUUCAAUAGAGAAUUAGAGCGGGAAGUCAAAGAGCUGAAAAAGUGCUGCAAAGAUAACAACGCCCACUGUGAAGACUUAGAGGCAGACAUGCAACAGGCUUUGCUGCUAACUGAAGCCCUAGAGCAGAGGCUGCACAAAAAAACCAUCAUGGUUGACACGCUGACGGAGGACCUGGAAGAAGAAACCAAACACUUUAACAGACUGAUGCAAAACUACACAAACCUGCAGACUGAGAAAACCAGACUUGAGGCUUUGGUACAAGAUCUUCAAAACAGACUAAAUGAUGUGGACGACAAGACCAUUCAAGCAAGGAAAGUGACUCUUGAUCCAAACACAGCACACCCGAGAAUAUCUCUGUCUGCAGAUAAUACCGAGAUGGUCACUCAUGAGGAAAUGCAAAACAUCCCUGACAAUCCAGGCCGCUUUGAUGUGGCCCUUGCUGUUCUGGGCAAAACUGGAUUUUCAAGUGGAAGAAAUUACUGGGAGGUGUCUGUAGCUGAGAAACUGUGUUACCAUAUUGGAAUGGCCAGUGAAUCUGCUCCAAGAAAGGGAAUAUUUUCAUUCAGUCCCACCAAAGGUUUCUGGACUGUAGUACUUAACAAACAAGGCAAUUUCAGAGCAAUUGAUAGGUCACCUGUUACAAUUCAAUUCCAGAAACAACCCCUCACCCUGGGUAUUCUGCUUGACUACUCGAAUGGACAGGUGUCUUUUUACGAUGCUGGGGCCAGAACUCAUAUAUACUCAUUUCAAAGUCAAAAGUUUAAGGACAAAAUCUAUCCGUUUAUCAAUUUUUGUGUCGAGGAUGCUGAGAGUCAUACCCCAAUUGUUGUACUUACUCCUGGGUCAAUUGACUGGAUAAAAUAGGGAACUAGACAAGUUCAGUUUUAUCUUCAGUGUAAAAUCUAAGCAAAGCAGAGCAUCUAGUUAGUAAUCAUCAGUUGGUAACAAAAUAUUCUGUGAGUCCUUACAAGUGCUUCUGUUUUAAGUGCUGUUGAGUAUUCCAGACAAUAAUGAUAACAAAUAUACAACAACUCAUGUUCUUUAAUUAAAGUGUAACAAAGUGUCAGUCUGUGAUUUAAUCAAUAAGUCUGGUUUAGAAAAAGAAAUGCUUGAAAAUGUAAUUCUCUUACACCCAAAUGUGAAACCAGUUUAUUUCAGGUUACUGCCACAACGUGUGAAAUGGCAGCCCUUAAACAAUAAACAAAAACAUCACAAUAAAAAAGUAUAAAUGUAUAACAUGUUUAGAUACAGUAACAUCUUAUAUCGAACAGACAUGCCUGCUCUUAAUAUCAAAUUAUUUACCUUCAACAAUAAAUCCAAUGCAACAUA
Messenger RNA from Solea senegalensis (Senegalese sole), 4448 nucleotides. RefSeq names its product putative leucine-rich repeat-containing protein DDB_G0290503. The record is from RefSeq and is a predicted model, not a curated record. Bases 21 to 3983 code for a protein of 1320 amino acids. Lineage: Eukaryota; Metazoa; Chordata; Actinopteri; Pleuronectiformes; Soleidae. The transcript has 43 exons. Gene Ontology annotation, molecular function: protein binding.